Messenger RNA from Orbilia oligospora ATCC 24927, 1239 nucleotides. RefSeq lists its product as uncharacterized. Gene Ontology annotation, biological process: ceramide biosynthetic process; ceramide catabolic process. The record is from RefSeq and is a predicted model, not a curated record. NCBI's taxonomy places the organism in Eukaryota, Fungi, Ascomycota, Orbiliomycetes, Orbiliales, Orbiliaceae. The coding region runs from base 1 to 1239 and encodes 412 amino acids. The transcript has a single exon. Gene Ontology annotation, cellular component: endoplasmic reticulum membrane.
AUGACUAUAUCCUCCAUCUUCCAACCACGUCCUUCAAACCCCUCCGUCGGCCUCUGGGGUCUCCCAACCUCAUCCGUAAACUGGUGUGAAUCAGAUUACACCAUAACCUUCUACAUCGCCGAAUUCUUCAACUCCUGCAGUUCAUUAUGCAUGGUAUCAUUCGGUCUACUAGGCCAAUGGUCACUUUCCUAUCUUUCCAAAAACGUCAAUAGCACGCCAAGACCCCGUAGACCGGACCCAGAGAUCUAUGAUCCUUUACAAGAACAUCCCAGGUUGAUCGGUGUGAAUAGGAUAUGGUUGACAUGGUUUGCCUUGCAAAUCGUCGGAUGGGGCUCUGUGGCGUUUCAUGGAAGUCUUCAGUGGUGGUCUCAGGCGUUCGAUGAGGUACCAAUGGUUUGGACAGCAAUAUUACAUUUAUCGACUGGUCUGGUGGGGAGAUAUGAUCCAUUUCCUUUAGCGACUUCAUCCUCAUCGUCAUCUCAAACCGAAUCCAAAGGGUGGGUUGCUAGUUAUUUGGUUCCACAGCUUCGCCAUAGUACCGGUAUACGUAGUAAUGGAGAACCAUAUACACCGAUUAUCACAGCCACCUUUUUAGCACAUGCGGUAACCUGCAGUUUAUUACUAACUUUAUUCCGCGGACCGAGUCAAUUCGUCAUCUUUCACAUCCUCUUCGGAUCCGUGGAACUAGCUGGGUUCUUCCUAACCUACACGAUCUCAAAGGAGGCUUCUGACCCUGAUCAUCCACGUGGUGUUGGGUAUAUAAAAGGAUGUCAUUCAGAUGCAGUUUAUAAAUCACUGCUGCAAAGACACCAAAAAGACGUUAAAACGCUUCACAAACGGGGGCUUUGGUUCUAUUGUAUCGCAAUCGGUAUCUGGAGUACCGAUCUCAAUUUCUGUGAAUAUAUCAGUCGGAUUCCAUUUAUUUACCCCUCGCUCAAUUUAGAAGGGUUUGAAUGGGUUUAUACGACGUUCAACCCGCAAGGACACGCAUGGUGGCAUUUACUCGUCAGCAUUGGGUUCUACCAUCUUGGCAUUUUGGUUACAUAUGACCGUAUGUUGGCAGGAUACAGAACCUUUUGGGGGGGAGUGGAGAGGAAGGAACCUGGCUGUUUGGAGUUAUUGAAGGAGGAGAAGGUCAAGGGAAGAAUAGUGGGACGGAAAGGAGAUGUUCCUGUUAUUGAAUGGAUUUAUGGAUUGAUCCCUGUGGUUGCAAUGUGGAGGCCACAUGUCUAUCGGUGA